AUGGCCUUUGAUACCUCUAGUGUACCUCUAGCAAGGAUGGAACAACCAACACACAUGACUGCUUCGUCUAGCUCAGACGAAAGGCGAACAGAUGUCCGGGCAAGCGAAAGCUGGGAAACUGCCGACGUAGACAUGAAUCUAGCUGACCGUGAGCAAGUGGAACGGACCCGAAGGGGUUUUGAUGCUGAAGAGGAUAUUCGACCGGUUAAAAGACUGAAGAGUGGCGGAGUAGAAGUCUAUGAAGAGUCUCGGGAGCGUAUAAUGGUCACAUAUCCGCGACUUGUGGAUCCUGUCGACGAUGUCGACGGCCCCGACACUCAACUCGAGGACCGCCACUUCAGUGGGCUAUGGGAUAUUGUCGGAGAAAAUGCUUUGAAGGGCGCCACGGCAACUCAGGACGAGAACUCCGAUGAUGGCAGCUCCAAUAGUGACGGUUUCAGCGAAGACGAAGAGUGCACCAACUCGAGCCAAAGCUCCAGCCAGCGGUGCCGGACACUAUCACCUCAAAGAACACCCGAGACCCCUACCAUCCUUCCCAGCAUUGAGAUCAGUCCUACAGGUACCGAAGCGGGAAACCCUGAGUCACAACAAGCGUUGUCUAACAGACAAUCAAUGUUUAGAAAACAGUAA
This is a messenger RNA of Neurospora tetrasperma FGSC 2508, 630 nucleotides long. RefSeq lists its product as uncharacterized. Bases 1 to 630 code for a protein of 209 amino acids. Lineage: Eukaryota; Fungi; Ascomycota; Sordariomycetes; Sordariales; Sordariaceae. The record is from RefSeq and is a predicted model, not a curated record. The transcript is spliced from 2 exons.